GGGGAGGGCUAAAAGCGGUCCGUGUGAGUGUUGGUGCUUCCUUGUCGGCGAUCUCUUGAUGCCCAAUUUAUUUUGAACGCACAUUGGGGAAUUCCAUUUUUGCUCGUAACGAUUUUGUUUAAAGCGUCUUGUUAAUUGUCCGCCGUUGUUUCUUGUCAUCUGGUUCUCUUUCUCUCGGCACGCGUUCGUCCCCCCCGUUAUCUUAAACCUUUUUGCAAACCCAUCCUCUGUCAAGAAAGAAAACUCACAAUCAUGACCUCGGCAGCAAACGCAGAAAUGACAACACCUCUAAGGAAGUUUAAGUUGGUCUUCCUGGGAGAACAGAGUGUGGGGAAAACGUCGCUUAUUACGCGAUUUAUGUACGAUACUUUUGACAAUACGUAUCAGGCGACAAUUGGUAUCGACUUUUUGUCAAAGACCAUGUACAUGGAAGACCGAACUGUCCGUCUUCAGCUGUGGGAUACGGCUGGGCAAGAGCGAUUCCGUAGUUUAAUCCCAAGUUAUAUUCGAGACUCGUCUGUGGCUGUCGUUGUAUAUGAUAUUACAAACCGCAACUCGUUCAUGAACACAACCAAGUGGGUGGACGAUGUACGAGCGGAACGGGGUAACGAUGUUAUAAUCGUGCUGGUUGGAAACAAGACAGAUUUGAGCGACAAGAGACAAGUAUCCACAGAAGAGGGAGAAAAAAAGGCAAAAGAGUUCAAUGUGAUGUACAUUGAGACGAGUGCAAAGGCGGGGUAUAAUGUGAAGGCAUUGUUUAGAAAGAUUGCAAACGCACUACCCGGAAUGGAGCAAAAUGCCGCUGAUCAAAACAAUUCUCAAAUGAUUGAUGUGAAACUGAACCCUGCUGCGCAAAAACCCGUGGAAGGAUCAAGCUGUGCUUGUUAAAAAGAAACUUAUGACCUCAUGUGUAGGACAGUAUAAUGGCAAUACGAUACAUAUCUGAAAUCUUUUUUUAAGAUGUUUGAUUGGGCACACUUAUAGAUCCAGAGUGCGUAAUGUACCCUGAUGGAGUAAAUAAUGAUUGGUAUAACUAUCGUAUUAAAAAGUAAGA
This is a messenger RNA of Spizellomyces punctatus DAOM BR117, 1054 nucleotides long. Its product is annotated as small GTP-binding protein domain. NCBI's taxonomy places the organism in Eukaryota, Fungi, Chytridiomycota, Chytridiomycetes, Spizellomycetales, Spizellomycetaceae. The transcript has 6 exons. The coding region runs from base 253 to 888 and encodes 211 amino acids. Gene Ontology annotation, molecular function: GTP binding; GTPase activity. The record is from RefSeq and is a predicted model, not a curated record.